This is a messenger RNA of Rotaria sp. Silwood1, 1137 nucleotides long. Lineage: Eukaryota; Metazoa; Rotifera; Eurotatoria; Philodinida; Philodinidae. The record is from the annotation of a GenBank genome assembly.
AUGAAUUCUACAUUAGCUGUAUUAGUUGUCAUUGCACAUCCUGAUGAUGAAACUUUGUUUGCAGGUUUUAUUUAUGCACUAGUACAUAAAAUUAAUGCUAUUGUUGAUCUUGUUUGUAUCACUAAUGGUGAAGGUGGUUUCAAAUAUUCUGCACCAUCUGAACAUCUAUAUGAUAAUUUACAGUUGUCAAAAGAAAGUAUUGGUAGACAACAUUUACCACGUAUACAUUUAAAAUAUGAUCGAAAUGUUGAUAUUGUUUUUGCUGAACAAUGGAACAAAGAAAUAAUUAUUCAAUUACUUGAACAAAUAAUUAAAACUGGUAAUAAUACUCAAGGUUAUGAUAUAAUGCUUAUUAUGUUACCAAGUAUAGAAUCACAUGGUCAUCAUACAGCAUCCGGUCUAUUGGCACUUGAGACAAUAGAACGUUUGCAACAAAAUAAAUCAACGAAUAUAAAAAUUCCUACAAUAAUUGGUGGUUCCGAAUUUCUUUUAAAUCAAUUACCAAUAUAUUCAUCAAAUCGAUUAGCAGAAAUAUCUUCGAUUCUACCAAAUGAAUUUCGAUUUAAUCGUAGAUGGACAUUAAAUAAUACAACUAAUAUUCCUGAUUAUCAAACGAUUGUUAUUUGGGCAUGUAGUGAACAUAAAUCUCAAGGUGGUUUAAUAACUGAAACAUUAACAACAUAUGUACGAGAAUAUGAGCAAUAUUUUUAUUUUUCCAUUAAUAAUGAACUAAAUGAUCAAACACAUAACGGUUAUAUUUUAAAAAAAGAAAAACAAUUUCAAAAUAUGAGUAUCCCAAAUACAAUGUUCAUUUGCGUAUGCAUGGCUUUGAUCAUUCCAUUAUUGGCCUUGUCUACAUCGAAUCAAGAAAUACAAGAAAUGAUGGAUAAUGUUAACAAUGAAUACGAUCGAUUUGAAGAAUCAAAUCGUCCAAGUCGACAAUUAUUUCGUUCUCCGAUUUAUAAAAAUGAACCCUAUGAUAAUGAUCAUUUCAUUUUAAAGAAAACGGCCGAUUUUGAACAAAUUUUAAAACCAUGCAAUCGAAUGCCAGCUACUGGUCGUGGCCAGGAGUAUGCUGAUUGUGUACGCAAUCGUAUGUUACUUAUGGGUAGACGAAAACGUAGACAAACAAGUUAA